CACGGACUUUGCAGCGCCUGCAGUUCGUAGGUGCUGUACUACGAAGCCACCUACCUAGUAUGCUUAUCGAUCUACCUCUUUGAGUAUGGUACAGAGUUGUCUACUUUGGCUAGUGCAGCAGCAGCAGCAACAUUCGUGUCUGCCGUGCUUCCUACCCUCGCCGACCCCUCCGAUAACCCCACCGGAGAUGGAGUCAUCGCUGUCAUAGGUUACCGCAGAGGGCAAUGAUCCCUUGGGAUGCUUCUCCAGCUUUGACCCAGCGCCUUCUGGACGGUGGAGCUGCUCCCCCUCCAAGUGACGUAGGGUCUGGGCCAUGGUCCUCCGGCCUCUUAUUCAUAUUGAGGUUCCCGGUCUUCCUAACCGUGCUACUCAUAUCUUCAUUUGUGUUUCCUCAUAUCAACCAUCGCAUUACACUUCAUCUUUUCCCCCGCCUCCGCACUUCAAGACUUCCGCUUCGAUCUAAUCUAUCUCCUUCAACGCUACCCACAUCGGAUCUCACACUGCGCGCGAUCAUGACGGAUUUCAAAUUCGCAAACUCUUCCGAAAAGGUUCCUGGUGACGGGAACCUCCCCGCCGAGUUCUCCAUUAAAGCGAGCCCUUCAACCGACAUUUGGGCCAAACCUCCUUCCACAGAGUCUUUCAACGCACCCAUACUGUACAGAAGCGUGCCAGUGCAAUCCUUCAAAAGGGCCAGGGUCGCAUUCAAUGCCCUCUGGAAACACAAGUACGACCAAGGAGGCGUGAUCCUGGUCCUCAAUGGUGCCGAUGGAACUCGGAAAUGGGUCAAGUCCGGCAUUGAGCUUGCCAACGGCAGGCCACACCUGAGCACUGUCGCCAAGGACCGUUGGGCGGACUGGAGUCUGCAGCCUGUGCCGUCAGGUGGUGGAGCGGCCACCCUGGAGAUUGUCCGAGAGUCGGAUAACAGCUUAUGGAUCUAUCUGGUUGAGGGCGUUCAGAAGUCUCCCCUUCGAGAGGUGACCUGGUUCUUCGAAGACACAAAAGUGCAAGACCUUUGGAUCGGACUUUAUGCAGCGAAACCUUCGGACGAAAAGGAGGAUCUGGUAGUCAACUUCGGCCACUUGAUUAUCGAUUCGGCUGAGUGAGGGGUUUCAUUAGAUCUGUGGCUGAAUGUAAUUUUGAGUUGUCCAUAGACAUCUUGUUCAAUGUAUCUUCAGAAGCACAAAUCUUUAACAUUCUUCAUAUUGUCAGGAAGG
Messenger RNA from Aspergillus brunneoviolaceus CBS 621.78, 1214 nucleotides. RefSeq lists its product as uncharacterized. The record is from RefSeq and is a predicted model, not a curated record. Lineage: Eukaryota; Fungi; Ascomycota; Eurotiomycetes; Eurotiales; Aspergillaceae. The transcript has a single exon. The coding region runs from base 225 to 1103 and encodes 292 amino acids.